Molecule: messenger RNA, 891 nt
Organism: Penicillium arizonense
Lineage: Eukaryota; Fungi; Ascomycota; Eurotiomycetes; Eurotiales; Aspergillaceae
Product: putative monosaccharide-P-dolichol utilization protein
Exons: 2
Coding region: 1-891 (296 amino acids)
Source: RefSeq, a predicted model, not a curated record
AUGGACCUCCUUCAGAAUUCCGUGAUUGCUCCCCUGCAGCCCUACCUGGAGCCUAUUGUCUCCGCGAUCCCUGAACCUGUUCACGAUGCCGUCGUGUCCUUGAUCGGAAAGCCCUGCCACAGCGCGCUCCUCCUCGACCUCGAUGUCACCAAGGACCCUGCCUGCACGUCGCUGGCCAUUUCCAAGGCCCUAGGUCUGGCUAUCGUUGGUGCCAGCGCAGUUGUCAAGAUUCCGCAGAUCCUGAAGCUGAUCAGCUCCCGUUCCUCGGCCGGUGUCUCGUUCGUUUCAUACGCCCUUGAAACUGCCAGCCUGCUCAUCACCCUCUCCUACGGCGUGCGCAACCAGUUCCCAUUCAGCACAUAUGGCGAGACUGCUCUCAUUGCCGUUCAGGAUAUCGCCGUUGGUGUUUUGGUUCUAAACUAUGCUGGGCGCUCUGCGGCGGCUGCGGCUUUCGUGGCUGUUGUCGCUGCUAGUGUGUACGCUCUGCUCUUUGAUCAGACCCUUGUGGAUGCGCAGACCAUGGCCUACCUGCAGGCUGGUGCGGGUGCCUUAGGUGUUGCUAGCAAGGCGCCCCAGAUCUAUACCAUCUGGCGCGAAGGAGGAACCGGACAGCUGAGCGCAUUCGCGGUCUUCAACUACCUCGCCGGAUCCCUCUCUCGCAUCUUCACCACCCUCCAAGAAGUCGACGACAAGCUCAUCCUCUACGGAUUCAUCGCUGGCUUCUCCCUCAACGUGAUCCUCGCCACACAAAUGCUCUGGUACUGGAAUGCUCCGGCGCCCAAGCAGAAGGCUUCCCACACAAAGGUCGCCGAAAAGGUGCCGUCAGCCAAGAGCACUGGAGCAUCGCCCAAGGGAGGCGCAAAGACCCCCACCACCCGCCGACGGGGCUAG